GAAAAGGAAGGGAGAAUCGGUCAGAGAAUCCCAACACGCUUCCAUCGGCCACCCUGACAAGUCACAAUCUCCCUCUUUCUCUCAAUUUUUCACGCGAUUUUCUCUUCGGCAAACCGAAAUCUUCCCGGCGACCGAGCAAUCCUUGAGGCCGAGCCAUUCAUCAACCCACGAGCAGCCCUAAGCCGAGAACUUCUUCAGCCCGGCAGCACUCCUAUCAGGCCGAAAUCUUAUUCCUUCGGGUGGCCGAGAGCAAGCAAGAUUACGAAGAGUCGAGUCCUUGAAGCGAUUGUCCUUUCAUUUAAUUGCACACGUCAAGUUGAGAUGGGGAUUUUCUCUACACUCAACCUUUUUAAAUGUUCAUGUUAUCUUUAUUAUUAUAUGCAUGUCGUUGGGCCUGUGGGGCAAGAAUUUACAGUAAGAAUUGACGGCAACAAUCAACCGUAAGAAUUUAUGGUAAGAAUGGAUAGUAAGAACUGAGGGUAAGUUACCAUUGCCUUCGGACUUUGGCAGACUAUAUGAGAACAGACUUUCGAGUUGUAAUAGAUGAGGCUUUGAGACUUGGCCUUCGGGUGGAAUGUAGGAUUUUGUUCUUGUUAUUUUUAUUUUGUUAUGUUUAUUAUGUCUGUUAUUAUUGUGAAUGUAUACGCUGAAUGUGUGGUACGGUUUAUUCUAGUACUUAUAAUUAUUUAUGUCUGUAUGAUUACGAAUGUUUGCUUUGUAUGUGUGACUUUGGGCGGGCCUACGGGCCAAUAUAUGUAUACGAACAGAACACUGAAAACUCCAAGUCUUCAAUGGCGGAUGCUAAGAUCUUUGAGCUUAACAAUGGCAACAUGCAAGUACUAGUCUCCAAUUACGGAUGCACCAUCACUUCCCUGCGUGUUCCCGACAAAAAUGGGCAAUUGGCUGAUGUUGUUCUUGGAUUUGACACAAUUGAGCCAUAUCAGAAAGGUGCCGCCCCUUACUUUGGGUGCAUUGUGGGUCGGGUGGCUAACAGGAUAAAAGAUGGCAAGUUUGCACUUGAUGGAGUUGAGUAUUCAUUGCCCAUUAACAAGCCACCAAACAGCCUCCAUGGUGGGAACAAGGGAUUCGACAAAGUAAUCUGGGAAGUUGCUGAAUAUACACAAGGCGAUACUCCAUCAAUCACCUUCAAAUAUCACAGCCAUGAUGGAGAAGAAGGCUAUCCGGGGGACGUAUCUUUCACAGCCAAGUACACGCUCACGUCCAAGACUACAAUGCGGCUUGACAUGGAAGGCCUUCCCCAAAACAAGCCCACCCCAAUCAGCUUAGCCCAACACACAUAUUGGAACUUAGCGGGCCACAACUCUGGAAAAAUCCUUGACCACACAAUCCAAAUAUUGGCCCAUCACAUCACCCCAGUUGACAACAACACUGUCCCAACUGGCGAAAUCAUGCCCGUCAAAAACACGCCAUUCGACUUCACAGCCGAGAACAAAAUCGGCAAUCGCAUAAAUGAGGUCGGCAUAGGUUAUGACCACAAUUACGUGCUCGACUGUGGUGAAGAGAAAUCGGGCCUCAAGCAUGCUGCCAGGUUGCGUGACCCGGUAAGCUCGAGGACUUUGGACCUGUGGACGAAUGCUCCAGGAAUGCAGUUUUACACGGCGAACUAUGUGAAGGGUAUUUUGGGAAAAGGUGGUGCGGUUUACGAGAAGCAUGCUGCCACGUGUUUGGAGACUCAGGGGUUUCCGAAUGCCGUGAACCAGCCGAAUUUUCCCUCGGUCGUUGUUCGGCCUGGGGAGAAGUACGUGCACACCAUGCUGUUUGAAUUUUCGGCCUGAGUGAAGAGAACUAUUCUAUCUGUGUGUGUUUUUUAAUUGGUAUUUAUUUAUGUCUUUGGUUGGAGUGAUGUGGUGAGAAUAAGGAUGAGAACUUACUGGUUAUGGCUCUCUGAGGAUAUUGCGUUCUUGGUUGUUUUGAUUAGUUAUUAUACUUUUUCAAUAAAUAUGUGUACUUUCAAAACUAACAUAGAUAAAGAUUAUGAUAUUUCAUAGCAUAAGUAUAUAUUUUGUUACAAAGAGUAACAUGUCGACCUAUUUGGUUGGAUAUGGU
This is a messenger RNA of Striga asiatica, 2067 nucleotides long. The record is from the annotation of a GenBank genome assembly. NCBI's taxonomy places the organism in Eukaryota, Viridiplantae, Streptophyta, Magnoliopsida, Lamiales, Orobanchaceae.